GCAGCGGACGACACUGGCUGGAGUGUGUAAACAAUGAUGGCUGCGGACGGUGGUGCGAGCGGCUCCUGCCAGCCCAUCCUCCCGACCCUCUUCCACAUGCUGGACGACAACACCUCCCACUUCAAGGACGACGACUCUGAGUACGGCCAGCGGCUGCACAGUGGCUUCGUGCUGCUGAAGGAGAACAUGGAGAAGGUGCUGUAUCUGAGCGAGGCGGUGAGGAAGGAGGCGCACUUGUACGACUUCGACCAGCACACUCCAGGCAACGGCUUCAGGAGCUUCAACAGCAUCGUGCAACAAGCCAUCCUCAGCGUCUUCGACCUCUGCAAGCAGAUCUGCACAAACAGGGAUUCUUUGCUCUUUAGGAAAGGACAUUUUGUUAGGGAAGUUGAAGCAUGGGGGCAGACCUUAGCAUCAUUGGCUGUACUUCUGGAGUACAUUGAUAGCAUGUUGUUGCCACGGUGUGAAGAUGGUAACCUUCUUUCUGGCACAAAUAGCUCUCCCAAUGAGUUGAUGAGUAUGCUGAACUCUGUACCUCAGUAUUCUUUCUAUGGCCGCUGUCUGGGCUUCCACUACUAUCCAUCCCUGCGGAAGACUCUGAAGUAUCUGAAUAUAUGUCUUAGUGCAUUCAGUGAAGUUUACUAUGCAGACGGCAACAGUUUUAUGCAGCGGACUAAAAACACGGUUAUGUCAAGCAGCAAGUAUGUUGUUGAUGCUGAGCUUCGAUCUCGUAGAAUUGUUGAUGUGGUUCAAUACUCUUCAGUAGAGUUCAUUAAAGCAUUUUGGUCUGUGGCAGAGACAGAUUUUAUGACACAGUUGCCAGGUAUUGUGGGUCCAAGUCUGGCUGUGCAGCAAGUAGUGAUAGUGCCAUGUGAAGAGCAGCAGGUUAUGAAAAUGGAUGGCACUGCUACUGUUGUUGUCCCGCCUCCACAUUCCCACAUUGAGGGGCAACCCAUCACAUGCCACUUACUCUCGGCCCAACUGCGUGAAGGAAUGGUAGGCAGGAAGCCUGGAGAGCGAGAAAGCAAGAAUUCGUCAAUAUUGGCUCCUUCAGAUGGCUUGCUCAUCCACUGUCACGGUGGAGGCUUUGUUACCCAGUCCACCAAGGCACAAGAAGUAUUUCUCCGGGAGUGGGCAUCCAAUAUUGGUGUUCCAAUUCUGUCAAUUGACUACUCCUUGGCACCGGAAGCCCCUUACCCACGUCCUUUGGAAGAAGUCUUGACUGUUUACUGCUGGGUGUUAAACAACCUGAAGCUGUUGGGAACUACUGGAACCAAAAUUGUUAUGACAGGUGACAGUGCUGGAGGUAAUUUGAUUGCAGGACUUACAGUCAAGUGCCUGGAGCUUGGAAUACGUCCUGCAGAUGGUUUGUUCUUUGCCUACACACCUUUUGUCUUUGAGCUUGUUCCAUCACCUGCAAGACUCUUGGCUGUCAUGGACCCUAUGCUGCCUCUUGGCUUUGCUUUAAGGUGUCUGAAAGCAUAUGCAGGUAUUUCAAGUGGAAUAACGUCUCGAGUGACAUCGCCAGGAGAUGUAACGCUGCCAACCUUCACUUCUCAAGCAUCAAAGACUUCCACAAAUUCAGAACUCAUAGAAGGCCCAGCAAAUGAUGCUUCAGCAAAUGAUGCUCCAGCUUCACUUAAUGUUCCACAGACAAAGUCAGGAGUGUCAGAUACUCAGAGUGAUACAGAAUCAUUUGUUGAAGUCUCAGAAAGUGAUGUCAAAGAAGCAGAGACAUUAGUCAAAAGUCCCUCUUUUCUCUCAGACCCAGGAUCUGAUACCCUUACUACAGUCUCACUUACAUCUGAGGCUUCCAAACUAGAAGAUACAUCCACAAAAAAUAGUAAUGGAAAUGGGAGCAACAAACCAGAAGAGAAAGAGGAACGCUCUAGAAGAUAUGUCACAGAAUUUUUAGAAAAAUAUGUUCUUGAUUCUCGAACAGAUAAACAGGGUCGAAGGGUUCCAAUACUUCGAACUGGAAGCGACGAGAGUGAACAGGAAGAUGAAAAUGUUCUAUUUGAGGCUCCUAGUAUGGGUGCUGGUAUCACUGCUAAACUUGGCCGAGCCAAAGAUGCAGUAGUUAGUGGCAUUUCAGCAGGACUGACAUCAUUUGGACUGAGAAGAAAGGAAAGUGUCUCAUCACCAACAUCCCCUGUGAAGCCACUGCCUACAGCAGUCAAAAGAUCUUCUCUAGGUCAAAUUCUAAUGGGCAGGUCUCCGUCACGGAGGAACAGUCGAUGUAGUCUGAUGGAGGAAUUCAGCGGAGUGGAAAUAAUAAAUGAUCAUUAUCUGAAUCCUCUUAGUGCUCCUAAAGACAUUCUCGCCAAAUUUCCUGCUUCUGCCAUUCUCACUGUAGAAUAUGACUUCUGCUUGGAUGAUGAUGUUACCAUGGCCAAGACAUUAAAGUCCCUGGGUGUACCAGUCACUAUUGAUAUUUUGAGCAGUCUUCCCCAUGGAUUUCUCAAUCUGUCAUUAGUGUCACAAGAGGCUCACUCUGGGUGUAAGAAGUCCAUUUCACGCAUAAAACAACUGCUUGGUAUAGAAGAAAGGGAAGAAAAUGCAAAGGGGUGAUACCAAGAGUUAAGUCAUGCUCAUUCUCAGAAUUUGCAGUUGGUAUGUGCUUUUGAAGAGUAUGUGACAACGCAUAAUCAAAGUCAGGUAUUUUUAAUUUAUAUAAUGCGAGACCCUUAUGAGUAAAAUUUAGCAGCUUGCAAUUUUGUGCCAAUGCUUUAAUGCAACCAUUUAAUGAGUUUUUAUAUUUUAGUAUUUUUACUUUUUAAGGGAUUAAGAUUUAUAUACUUUUGAAUAGAUACAUUUAUAUGUAUGUUUCAAAGCUUUUGAGACAAAAUAGAAUUUGUAUACCAGUAAUUACUGAAGUAUAAACACUUGUGGAGACUUAAUUCUCAGCUCUUUAGCUGUAGUGAGUUUAUAUUGAGUAUAGUAUUAAUGCUGCUCUAAGAAAUAAUGUAAUCACGAACACAUGUUAUGAAUGCAAUAUUGUCCGCACUCCUGAAUCAUUACAUUUUGAGUUUGCAUUAGAGGCUUUUAUAGCAAGUUGAUUAUACAAGGUCUUAAAUGUAAGAAUUUUGUAACUGCCUAAUUCAGCAUCAAACCUCAUUGCAUUGUUGAUGUCAGUUUUUUACAAGUACAGUACUCUCUUUUUAUUAUAUUUAUCAUAGCAUCAAUACUAGACUAAAAUGUUUGGAAAGAACUGGAAUGUUACUUGCUUGACUAAGCUGUAAACUAAUGCAACAACUCUCUCUCUCAUCAACUGCAAAUAAUGUACCUCUAUUUACUUUCCAAAUAGUUUCCCAUGUCAUUGGAUGUUACAAGAGGUAUUAAUUAUGCACCAAUCUCUAUGUGUUGGUGCUGAAAUGUUCUAACACAAGUACAAUUCAGUAUGAGCAAAACAUUAACGGAGGUGCACCACAGUCAUGCUCGGCUCGACUCAAGGAAGUGUGAGGAGCUGAUAACACUGGCUGAUCACAAGAUUAUUAACUUACCUUGUUUCGUGUCUGGCUUAAUAUAGUUAAUUCAUUUAAUGAUAAGAGAUGAGUAUACAGCUCAGUUAUUUAUAUUAUCACUUUUAAUGUUGUAUCAUUGCAAUAGGGUGAUCCAGAACUGUCCACUUUCAUUAGUUAGUAUCUAAUGAUCAUACAAUAAAAAGGUUUAUUGACAGAACUACAUUACAUGGCUUAAUAUGCAAGGCCUGGCUUGUCUAACAAGCAGUGAUUUUUGUUAUUUUCAAAUAUUUCUUUCCAAAUUGUUUUAUUCAGGUGAAUAUUAUUAUGCUGUGUUAAGAACGUGAAAGGCUGAUUUGUUAUGUUAGGUUUGAUCAAAUUUCUAUGUUCUUUCAAGUCAAAUUAAAAACAAAUCCAAUAAUAUAUAAUGUAAAGAAAAAUUUUAUGAUAAAUUUUUUGUUUAAAAAUAUGACAUUUCAGGAAAAUUCAGCUUGUUAGGCAAUGUGGCCUAUUAGGUACAACAUAUAUAUUUUAUUACAAACAUAACAGUGCUGUAGACUAUUACAGGUGAAGGAUGUGAUUUGUACUCGGUGAUGGAGUCAGUAUUGGGGAGCUACUGAGCGGCCCUCUCGGCAAUCUGACUUGAGUCCCUCAGUAGCUCUCCAUCCCCCACCUGGUGAAUAGGAAGCCACUCAGUAGCUCUCCAUCCCUCACCCGGUGAAUAGGAAGCCACUCAGUAGUUCUCCAUCCCCCACCCGGUGAAUAGGAAGCCACUCAGUAGCUCCCCCCAACCCCCACCCAGUGAAUGGGGAGCCCCUGAGUAGCUUCCCAUCCCCCAACUGGUGAAUGGGAUGGUUGGCAAACAAGACUCAUGGUUGCAUGUAUCUAGGUGGGGGAUUUUAUAAUGAUAAAAGUUUUUUGCGUGGUUUCAUCAGAGUUACAAGUUUCUUUAAGCAGUUACUUGUUUUGGAGCAUUUGUGGGUUUCUGUUGAGUCCAUUGGUUGAUUCUGUGGUGAUUUCUGAUUGCCAGGCUUCCCUCGACCCAAGUGGGCCAGUUACUGGUCGUGGUACCCGGUAGGCACUCACGGGUCAUAAGCUACUAGGUUUGGGUACUUACUAGUACUAGGCUAGUACAGUACUAGGCUUGGGUACUUAAAGGCUGUAAGAGUGAUUAGCUAUUGAGUGGUCUACUAGAAAACAGGUGUUUCACUAAAUUCAGUGUUUGGUUUUUGAAUAUAAUUUUAUGGUCUAUUGUGCUUUAGUGAACUGCUAGGGGGAAGCCAAUUGGCAUUUACAUUUCCUAACAUUACCAUUAAUGUUACUUUCAUUAGUCAUUCAUUCAUUGUGAUUGUUACAUUUCUGUUUGCUGUUUUCACCUAGAUCUGUGACAUGAUCUAACUAGUCAUUAGAAUGUAGUUUGUCUUGUUAUGUAUCAUCUUUAGUAGUGUUUAUGAUUGUUAAUGUUAAUUCUAAUGUUGAAAUGCAGUUAUCACAGGCAAGAAAGAAUCUCCCAUUAUAACAGUGAGCAAAUACGGAAGUCAGAAGACGUCUAAUUCUUCAAGUCCAGUAAGCAUUUAUAUGUAUAUAUUGCUGUUGCACAAAGAGUCAUAUUCUCAACAGUGCUGUUAGUCAUCUUGGAUUUUGUUGACAGAUUUAAUUAUGUUCUCAUAUAGUUUAUGUCUAUGUGCUCUUGUUUGACUGUGCAGUCAGACAACAAAUAUGUACACAUUUGCUUUUGCCAAUAUCAAUGACCAGAAAUGGUGCAUAUGUAACAUAAUGUUAUGAAUUGAUGAGUACAUUUUUUUUUUUAUUUGGUCAUCAGUUAUCACAUUUGGUAGCUUAUAGGAAGUGGUAGCUAAGGCAUCCAAAAUAUUGUACGAAACACGUGAGAUGUCUGUUGUUAGUAAGACAAAGAUACACCAAUAGAAGAAUGAAUCAUUUGUAAAUGUAAAAAAGAAAAUAGUGUGUGAUAUUGGAUGAGUGGACUGAAUUAGGUGAUAUGAAGUAUGUGUAUCUAUUGUAUAUGGUCUGGCACUGACCAUAGACUAGUAUGCAAUAGCUAGAAGAUAGAACAGGAACAUUUUUCUAUUUUAAAGUUUCUCUUUGGUUGAUGGAGUUUUAUUAAAUGUUGUUGCUCUGUCUUGAGAUGAUGUUUUGUUUCAUUAUGGUUGUAGCAGUCUACAUUGUUGGUUGAUUAUAAAGUUUAUAUGCAAAAUAUUUUAUUAGUGCCUAAUGUUAGGCUCCAGUGCAGUUGGUUAAUAAUAAUUACCUCAGAGGAGAAUAAUGUGCUUAAGCUCAGGUUUUAUUAAUGUAUUGUGUGAAAAUUGUUGAUUAAGUAGUCCAUUCUACCACUCGAGAACAAGAACAGCAUCCCCCUUUUCUUAGGGGAGAUGUCAUCUAUGGUGCCAAGGCCUCUUCUCAUGGGCACUUAGUGCAACAGUAUCUUGCACUUUACUCUUGGAUCUGCAUUGUCUUGCUAACAGUUAUGCACAGUCUUGUAGAAUGUCCGGAUUUUUAGGAUAAUGAUGAAUCUUCUUUCCCCAAUAUUUCUUUGAGGUACAUAUUUUUUGACAAAACCAUUGGUGAAUCUGAUACCUUUGACAUUACUCCCUAUAUAUAUGUAUAUUUUUGUUCUUAUACCAGUAUUGGAAUCUGAAUGAUAUCUAACUAUUUCUGAAUAUUGUGUGACAGUGCUAAAUAGUCUUCCAGGCUUGGCACCUUAUUUUGAUAAUUUAUAAUUGCAUGUAUAUGUGAUGAGGCUAUCAUGUUCUAGUGGCCUGUGGAUAUCAAAUGUAAUUUCAUCUCUACCGAUAAUGUUUGAAUGACAUUCCCAGAGAGAUUCACAUCAAAGAAAUGGGUUACAAAACACUUCCUUGAGCUAUGUCAGAAAGAGCUUUACGUACAAUAUAUACAAGCAAAAAAAAAAAAUACAUAAAAGUAGCAUCCAGAUUGAACACUUGAGUCGUGAACUAGUCAGAACUCUUGUGGCAUCAAAAAUGACCCCAGCAUCUCGAUACACUCAAACUACGGAACACAUCAUUUUUGUUUUUGUUUUUUAUUCCUUUUCUGUGUAUGUAAAUGUAUCAUUCCCUUAAUGCAAAUCUUGUUGCAUAAUUUUUAUAUAUUCUUUCACACAACUUUGAUGGUGCAGUUUUGAUGAUAACCACAUGCUGAGGAUUUAUAAUUUAAAUCUGAACUAUAACUAGGUGUGCUAAACAGGGAUGAUCUGCAGGUAUUUUUUGUUGUAGAGUGUGCAAGGUAAAGCCCAUUGUUGAUCAUUUAUAUAUAUAUACCAGCACCUAAGUCUUUUGUACAAGGAUUUUUUAUGUGGCUGUAUGGUCUCAUGUUUUAAAAUUGUUUGGGUUAUUAAAUAUAUUUGUUGAAGGCAUGUAACUGAAUCUCUUUUA
This is a messenger RNA of Procambarus clarkii (red swamp crayfish), 6868 nucleotides long. RefSeq names its product hormone-sensitive lipase. NCBI's taxonomy places the organism in Eukaryota, Metazoa, Arthropoda, Malacostraca, Decapoda, Cambaridae. The record is from RefSeq and is a predicted model, not a curated record. Gene Ontology annotation, molecular function: sterol ester esterase activity; triacylglycerol lipase activity. Gene Ontology annotation, cellular component: cytosol. Gene Ontology annotation, biological process: cholesterol metabolic process; triglyceride catabolic process.